CAUAAGAUCGCAACUGGCAGCAAGAGGUGUUUUAUUUUCAGCAGUUUUUGUAACAGCAGCCUUUCGGCGUCGUUUGGAAAUAUGAGGCAUUAAUUCUCAUUGAUAUCAGGACGUGGUUAAAGGUCUGCUCUUUAUCGCCUUCAAGUCAUGGAACAAAGAGGAUACAAAUCACGGAGGGAGCGACAGUGUUGGUUUGCCUUCAUGGUUGUUUUGGAUAUUCUAUGGAGCGGAGCUUCUGCACAGAUCAGAUAUUCGAUAUCUGAGGAGGUCGAAGAUGAAACCGUCGUCGGGAAUAUAGCUAAGGAUUUGGGAAUAGACAAGAGUGCACUCAAAGACAGAGGAUAUCGGAUUGUAACAGGCUCAAUUGAACCCAUGUUCCACGUGAAUCAAAAUGACGGUGUCUUGUAUGUUAAAAGAAAAAUAGACAGGGAGGAGGUGUGUGAACGAACCAGCCCAUGCUUGAUCAAUCUGAAAACCGUGCUGGAAAACCCGCUGGAGAUCCAUUACGUGGCAGUGGAAAUACUUGAUAUAAAUGAUCACCCGCCUGUUUUUCCAGAGAAAGAGAAAAGGCUUGAGAUUUCUGAGUCGGCCUUACCAGGAGCGAGAUUUCAACUACAGGCUGCGCGCGACCUCGAUGUAGGCCAGUUUUCUAUUCAGCAAUAUAAACUCAGCCAUAACGAAUAUUUUAGACUGGAAGUGAAGGAUAGAGGCGAGGACCGUAAAAUGCCAUUUCUAGUCCUGCAGAGGCAGUUGGAUAGAGAAACAGCCGGGAAACAUAAACUGAGUCUAACAGCUGUUGAUGGAGGAAAACCAGCAAAGUCUGGCGCUAUAGAAAUAAUUGUGGACGUACUUGAUGUUAAUGACAACUCCCCGGUGUUUACCAAUGAGCUGUAUUCUGCCACACUUAAAGAAAACGUUCCCUUUGGCACUGUAGUGAUUCAGGUAAAUGCAACAGAUUUUGAUCAGGGUGCAAAUGGGGAAAUCAUUUAUUCAUUUGGUAAAGAAGUUGAUUCCAAAUUAAUGGAUGUCUUUAGUAUAGACGCCAACACCGGUGAAAUUAAAGUAAGCGGUCAGAUAGAUUUCGAGGAAAGUACAAGUUAUGAAAUUGACAUUCAGGCGUCUGAUAAGGGACAAGUUCCUCUAACAACUGACAAAAGUGUUACGAUAACUGUUAUUGAUGUUAAUGACAAUCCUCCUGAGAUUGAAGUGACAUCAUUCUCUAGCUCAAUCAAGGAGGAUUCAAAGAUAGGAACGACAGUGGCCCUGAUUAGUGUAAGUGAUUUAGACUCUGGUCUGAAUGGAAAAGUUAUUUGCACAAUCAAAGGAGACGUCCCUUUUACUUUAUCUCCAUCGAUACAAGAAAACAUGUACGCUGUUGUAACCAGGUCCCAGUUGGACAGGGAAAUUGUUUCCCAAUUUGAUGUCACAAUUAUUGCGAAAGACACAGGUGAGCCAUUAUUUUCAGCUGAAAAGACAAUUAGCGUUGUGGUAUCAGAUGUAAAUGACAACAGUCCAGAGUUUGCUUCAAGCCCCUACACGUUUUAUAUCACUGAGAACAACAGCCCCGGAGCCUCGGUGUUUUCAUUAAAAGCUUCUGAUCUUGAUGAAAGUGACAACGCUCUUAUUUCAUAUCAUAUUCUGAGAGAAGCAAAUGGAGAAAACAAAGUGGCUUCAUUUCUCAACAUAAACUCUGAAAACGGAGACAUUUCAGCGCUAAAAAGUUUCGACUUUGAAACUCUGAAAACGUUCCAGUUCCAAGUUGUUGCCUCAGAUUCUGGAACUCCGUCACUGAGCAGCAACGUCACAGUGAACGUGUUCAUUCUGGAUCAGAACGACAACGCUCCAGUCAUCCUGUAUCCAGUCAGCUCUAACGGUUCUGCUGAAGGUGUGGAGGAGAUUCCCCGCAAUGUGAACGCAGGACACUUGGUGACUAAAGUCAGAGCCUAUGACGCUGAUAUAGGAUAUAACGGCUGGUUACUCUUUUCACUGCAGCAAGUCACUGACCACAGUCUCUUUGGUUUGGACCGCUAUACAGGACAGAUCAGAACACUUCGCUCCUUCACAGAGACAGACGAGGCUGAGCACAAACUGCUCAUACUGGUCAAAGACAAUGGGAACGUGUCGCUCUCAGCAACAGCUACUGUGGUGGUCAAACUUGUGGAGCCCAAAGAGGCUUUUGCAGCUUCUGAUGUUAAAAGUUCAGCCAAAGAUGAGGAGGGGACCGAUGUGACUUUUUAUCUGAUGAUAACUUUGGGCUCAGUUUCUGUACUUUUUCUCAUCAGUAUCAUCGUGCUGAUUGCAAUGCAGUGCUCCAAAACCACAGACUAUACUUCUAAAUAUCUGCAAGAGACUAAUUAUGACGGGACACUGUGCCACAGCAUCCAGUACAGAUCUGGAGAGAAACGGUACAUGUUAGUUGGACCCAGAAUGAGUAUAGGAUCUACUAUAGUCCCGGGCAGCCACGCGAACACACUAGUGCUCCCUGACAGGAGGAGGGGAUCUGGAGAGGUAAGAUUAUAUUUGCAGUAG
Messenger RNA from Micropterus salmoides (largemouth bass), 2529 nucleotides. Its product is annotated as protocadherin alpha-8-like. The transcript has a single exon. Gene Ontology annotation, molecular function: calcium ion binding. NCBI's taxonomy places the organism in Eukaryota, Metazoa, Chordata, Actinopteri, Centrarchiformes, Centrarchidae. The coding region runs from base 148 to 2529 and encodes 793 amino acids. Gene Ontology annotation, biological process: homophilic cell-cell adhesion. The record is from RefSeq and is a predicted model, not a curated record. Gene Ontology annotation, cellular component: plasma membrane.